Molecule: messenger RNA, 1050 nt
Organism: Closterium sp. Yama58-4
Lineage: Eukaryota; Viridiplantae; Streptophyta; Zygnematophyceae; Desmidiales; Closteriaceae
Source: the annotation of a GenBank genome assembly
AUGGAAGGGAUCUCUGCACGCACGCACACAGCGCUGUCAGCCCUGCUAGCAGACUGCACGUACGUGGGCAUGGUGGACGACAGGCGCCUGCUGCUGCAGCACUCCACGUCGCUCUACCUCGUUGAUGCUGUCAACAUCAGGUGUGGUGGGGGCACGAGGUGGGAUGGGAACUGUGCAUCAGAGGCUGGCUAUCAGCGUCAGGUCAAGGAGCUGAUGUGGCAGCAGGCGAUUCGCCGCUUUGCGCGCUUCACAUGCAUGACGCUGCACCCGCCUCCACUGCUCGCUGACCUGCUGCUGCUGGCGCUGGAGGAGGAGGAGAGGACGGGUGGGCGCACACAAACUCACGAGUGCAAGCAGGAGACGGUGGAGGCAUGGGUGGCGGCAGUGCAGGGCAAGGCGGAGAUGCUAUCAGAGUAUUUCGCCCUCACCAUCGCCCCGGACGGUCAUCUGCUCUCGCUGCCCUUGCUGCUGGACCACCACACGCCCGACCUCACCCGCCUGCCUUCCCUCGCACUCGCUCUCGCCACUCAGGUGGAGUGGGACGAAGAGAAGGCCUGCUUUGCCUCGCUCGCGGCUGCACUGGCGGACAUGUUUGCCUUCCAUGCACCGCUGCUGCCGCGCCCCUCUGCCAACCAGCAAGGGAAGGAACCCAGUGAUGAGGACGGGGAUGGGGAUGGGGAUGGGGAUGGGGAUGGGGAUGGGGAUGGGGAUGCAAGCAGGAAGCGGAAAGAACAGCGUUUGGAAGGGGCUGCGGGUGAGGAGAGUGGUCGGGGUGGGAGGGAGGCUGAAGUGGCUGCAUCCGCAGCUGGUGUGAGUGGGAGUGAAGUGGGCGGAGCUGAAGUGGGAGUGAGUGAGGAAGGUGGUGAUGAAGAGGGGAUGAGUGAGGGGGAGGUGGAGGCGAUGUGGCGGCAGUGGGAGUGGAGCAUUCAGCAUGUGCUGCUGCCCGCACUCAAGUUCUUCCUCAAGCCCCCCAAGCGCAUGGCCAGGGACGGCACCUUCAUCAAGAUUGCGUCACUUGAGAACCUCUACAAGAUAUUUGAGCGCUGCUGA